GUCGGCCGAGAUUCGACAUCCGAGAACAUUCGAUGCGAAGAGCUCGCCGCCUACGUGUUAAACCUGGUCCCGCCAGUUCUUCGGUUUUAUGGUUCGCCCAGCGACCUCCAUCGAAAGCGGCUGCAGCAUCAACCUGAUCAGUUAAAGUUGCAUAAAACCGCUGGAUGUUCUGUCUAUUCUAGAAGUUCUUACUUUCUUUGAGCGUUAGGCGAGGAGUGACGGCAAGCGGAAAUAGCCCUGCAGGUUGCACGAACGCACUAUAGUUGCUGGGCGAGUAGUGCAGCUCAACGCACAGUGACUGGAUGUGAAAAGCACCUUUCCUUAAACUCUGAGGAAGAGAGUUCCUGCGGCAGCAUGGACCCCGCGAAUGCCCUGUGGCAGCUGGUUGCUGCUUCCAUCCUGCUUUACCUGGUUCACUGGUACAUGAAGAGGAAACAGCAUUUCAACUACUUCAAGGACCUCGGCAUUCCAGGGCCGGAGCCAAGCAUCAUCACCGGCAACAUGAGCGAACUGCGAAUGAAGACACCCACCGUGGCCUAUAGGGAAUGGUUAGAGAAGUACGGUAAAGUAGUGGGGUACUUCAACGGCUACCGUCCUGUUCUGCUCAUCGCUGACCUGGACUUGCUCAAGAUGGUUCAAGUGAAGGACUUUCAAGAUUUCAUUGACAGAAGUCUUCUCUUCCAAUGCAAGCGGCCACCGAGUCCUCACAACAAGUCUCUGAUCCAACUAACGGGCAAGCGAUGGAAGGAAGUACGCAGCGUGCUCACUCCCUCCUUCACCACCAACAAGCUCAAGAUGCUGGCUCCUGGCGUGGUGUGCAGCGUAAAGGAGUUCGAGGACAAGAUCGCGGAGUAUGCACGCUCCGGCGAGGAGUUCGAGAUCGGCAACCUGUACCAGGCGAUGACGUUGGACGUGAUCUGCCGCAGCGCCAUGGGCAUCGAAUACAGCAUCCAGAAGAACCCCAAGCACAGCCUGCUGAUCAGCAGCCGCAUGCUUUUCAACAGCACCUUCUCGUGGCUCGCCGUGCUGCUCGCCUCAUUUCCCGAGAUGGAGUUCAUACUGAAGUACCUCAAUGAUUGGAGGCUCGCCAGAAUCAACAACGGCGUUCACCCCUUCGAGGAAGUCCAGAAAAAAUGCGGAAACAUCGUCAGGCAGCGCCAGAUCGACAACUCGGCCCCACAAAAGGACUUGCUGCAGCUGAUGAUCGAAGCCAAGUCAUCCAACGUCGACGUCGGAAGCGUCACCUCGGACCAGCUCACGGCCGCCGACGACAACGAACACGAACUCAAGCAGAGCGCACCGCACUCGCCGAACGGUCUCUCGUACUCGAGCAGGACGGUCCUGGACGACGACGACAUCACGCAGAACGCUUUCCUUGUCCUCGUCGCAGGGUACGAGACAACGAGCAACACGCUCACGCUCGUAUCCCACAUGCUGGUGAACUACCCCGAGGUGCAAGAGAAAGUGCGACAGGAACUGCUCGCUGCACUAGGGCCGGACGAGGAGAUCAGUUACAACACGAUACAGAAACUGACCUACCUCGACUGCGUCAUCCAGGAAACCAUGCGGCUGUACCCGCCCAUAUUCGCGUUCGUCACGAGAGAGGCAGUGGUCGACAAGCAGUACGGGAAGCUGAAGAUUCCUGCCGGCACGGCGUUGAUGGCCGCUACCGAGUACAUCCACCGUGACCCCUGCAGCUGGGAAAAGCCGAACACGUUCGACCCUGACAGGUUCCUUCCCGAGCGGCGCAAGGGCCAGAACCCGCUCGCUUUCCAGCCGUUCGGCGCGGGGCCGCGCAACUGCAUCGGCAUGCGGUUCGCGCAGAUGGAGAUGCGCUUCACGCUCGCACACGUACUGCGCAAGUACCGACUCGAGGCCACGCCCAACAGCGACAAGGACCCUGCAGAGAUCGACAUGAACCCUCUCGUGUUGCGGAUCAAGAGAGGAGUGAACGUCAAGGUAGUGCCCAUCUAGAAAUACAUGCUGCUGCCUUCGUCUCAUCGUGUAAAUAGAUCUCGGACAGCUCAUUUCGCUUGUGUGCACCUGAACUCAUCUGUAAUAUAUACAAUGUUCAUAUGCAAAAGCUUCUACUUCUCACUAUAUUAUUCCGUGCCAAUAAACUGGGUGUUCUCAACAA
Molecule: messenger RNA, 2137 nt
Organism: Dermacentor andersoni
Lineage: Eukaryota; Metazoa; Arthropoda; Arachnida; Ixodida; Ixodidae
Product: thromboxane-A synthase-like
Molecular function (GO): heme binding; monooxygenase activity; oxidoreductase activity, acting on paired donors, with incorporation or reduction of molecular oxygen
Source: RefSeq, a predicted model, not a curated record